CGUUUUACGAUUUCGUUUUCGUCAGAGAUAUAUUAUAUUAUUUUCUCAGCUAGUUCUAGUAGCAUAAUAAUCAUGUGCCGUUGUAGAUAAUAGUCGUUGUUACCUAGUGUUUCUUUCAGAUAAUGUUAUUUUACUGUUAGCAUUUGUAUGGUACAAUCAAUCGCAAUGGCAGCAACGAAGGAAGCCAUUGUGAUUUGCUUGGAUGUUGGCAGAGAAAUGCAUCAAUCUGGUUCCCUAGAAACCUGCGUUGAUGCGAUUACGAUGAUUCUUCAGCGAAAAAUGUUUGCAGAGCUGAAAGAUGAGGUGGCCUUGGUUCUAUUUGGCACAACAAAUACUGCUAAUCCGCUGGCCGAUGGAGAUCAGUAUGGAAAUAUUACCAUUGCAAGAAAGUUAGGAUUACCAGACUGGCCGUUGCUGAAAUAUGUGCAGAAUGAUCUGGUUGAAAGCGAUGCAUCUGCUGACUGGUUGGAUGCAUUGGUCGUGUGCAUGGACUUGCUUGUUACAUCAACAGCUGGGAAGAAGUUUGCAACAAAGAGAGUUAUCCUACUCUCGGUUCUUGGAGGUGAUGUCUGCACAGAUCAACUGGAUGCGAUAGGUCAUGGUAUAAAGCAGGCUGAAGUAGAGCUCAAUGUCAUUGGUCCCAACUUGGGUGAAGGCAGUAAUGAUGGUGGUGGGGAUGAAGAUCUGCCGCAGGUGCCUGGUGCCUCAGCAUUCCCUCAUGGCAAGCCGAAAAGCUCACAGCAGAUACAAGGCGAGACAAUCAUGAGGCAACUACUAGAGGAGGUGAAUGGAGAAAGUUAUUCCUUCAGUCAAGCAUUGCCGGCACUCAGCUUUUUCCAAACUCGAAUGGUUCGGCCAGCUCCCUGGAAAGUCAACCUAGAGAUUAGCGAGAGUUGUCCAAUUCCAAUUGUUGGAUAUCUCCGUGUGAAGGAGAGCAAACCAAAGAAAAGUUGGCAGGUUGGUUAUGCAAGGGAUCCUGAUCAAAAGCUUGACAGGAAAACGGAGUAUCAUCUUAACAAUGAUGAACAGACAGAAAUAGAAAAGGAUCAUACGGUGGAGGGUCACAGGUAUGGAUCGACAUUGGUGCCAUUUUCUAAAAUUGACAAGGAUCUCCUAUCAUACAAGGCUAAAGAAAAGUGUCUCUCAGUGCUAGGCUUUGCAAGUGCAUCUGAUGUAAAGAGACAUUACUACAUAGGUGAUAGUGUGCAUGUGUUCGUUGCCCAGAGCCAGGAGACUGCUGUUGCAUUAUCAGCUUUGAUCCAUGCACUCCAUGAAACAGAUUCAGUUGCCAUAGUGCGCUAUGCCUACAGAGCUGGUACUGCACCAAGAAUGGGGUUUAUGUCUCCACACAUAAAAGUUGACUACGAGUGCUUGCUAUUCAGCUUCUUGCCCUAUAUGGAGGAUAUUCGUCGCUUUACAUUUGCAUCGUUAGAUACUAACAAGAAAUACAUCCCAACAGGGGAACAAUUGGAUGUUAUGGACCAGCUGAUCACCACUAUGGAUCUAAGCAAUGCAAAUGAAAAUGAAGAUGGAGAAAGAGAUGAAGCAUUGAAACCUAAGCUAACAUUUAAUCCAUACAUUCAAAGACUAUACCAGUGUUUGCAGCACAGAGCGUUAAACCCUGAUGAGCCUCUUCCUGAACUAUUACCCCUCGUAGCCAAGUACCUGCAGCCGUGUGAAGAGGUAGAGGCCAGGUGCGAAUCUACAGUCAAACGGAUGCGAAAUCUGUUUCCUUUGGAAGAGCUGCAGACGAAGAAAGAAGUAGAGACAGGUGCUUCAGUGUUCCAAGAUCAAUUUAAGUCUGAAAAUGAACCGGACGCCAAGAAACAACGUGUUGGUGAUGAUUUAACUGGGGGUAUGGCAGCUCUGUCCAGGCUGCCAAUCACGGAGGUAGGCACAGUGUCUCCAGUGGAUGACUUCAGAGCAAUACUAGUACAGAAGAGCAUGAAAUUCAGCGAAGCAUGCAGCAUGCUACAGAAAAGGAUCGUUCAGUUGGUGGUAGAUUCUUUUGGAGCCCAGUUGUAUAGCAAAGCCAUUGAAUGCUUACAUGCUCUCAGGGAUGAUAGCGUAAAGAAUAGUAGUCCAGAUAGCUUUAAUCUUUUCCUGAAAGAGUUCAAGACAGACAUGCUUAAAAGCAGAGCAUGGUUUUGGGAGAUGGCUGUAAAUGAGAGGUUGACUUUGAUCAGUGCCGUUGAAUGCACACCUAGUGAUGUUAGUCAAGAAGAAGCGGAUGCCUUCCUGGUUAAGGAUACGAAGGAGGUUGUAGAUACUAUCCCUGCAGUGGCAGAGGUUGAGGAAGCUGAUGACCUGCUUGACAUGAUGUAAAAAGAGCAUGUAAAAUGUGUGAAAAGGUCCUUAUAAACUAUGCGAGAGAUGCAUCGGCCUGAAAGAAAAACUUGCUGUGCUUAUAGAGAAAAAGUAAUCACAGGUUGUACUGUGUACUAAUGCUGUGGCUAAUACCGAUUGUAAAAAUCAAGAAUCGGAUGUUUAUUUCACACGGUUUCGUGAAUAGACAUUUUUGUAAUAAAUAUAUUAAGAAGCACUAUAUAUAGGUAGGUAGGUAGGUAUUCAUAACGAUGCAUAUGCAUGUACACAAAUUUCUGUCAGGGGGCCAGAUUGAUGUCAGGAUCAGGAAUACUGUAUAGCGAAUCAUGUGGUUGUCUUGAGCCAGGUUGCAUCCGAGGUUUUUGCUAUUGCAAGAAAUUUUGCUUCGUUUGGUUGCAAAAGCCAUUAAUGUCAAGGUGAUUGCUGCAACAGAAGUGUAGACUUCUGAUAUAACCUCAAUACCUAAAUAUUCAGCAGAGGUCAAUGCUGGAAACAUGAUGUAAUUUUCGUUGAGUGCAUUGCUGCCUGGCCAAGGUGUGUUAUGUGAAAGUGGCAAGGGGAGGAGUGCCAUCGCCUUUCAUGUUUAUCAUAUCAAAAUUGAAAUAACCCAUUAAUUCUUAGCACAAUUCCUAUAUUAUUUUUCAUGCCAAUGAUUAUUAUGCAUCAAGUAUUGUAAUUUAAAAUUAAUAGGGGUUCUCUGGGCUAUUACAUCUUUACUAAUAGAGCUGCUAGCUAUGUGCAUAUUCCUUCUCACAAAGCCUCUGAACAAGGAGCAAAUCCAGAAGCUACAAGGAGCCUGGACAUCAACGGCUGCAAUCACAAGGAAGGGGGGGGGGGUAAUACAAGCCUAAUAUUUCAUUGUGGCAAAAUUCAUGGUCGAAAUCGAGUAAAGUAUUUUAAACUUAUAUAUGUACUAGAAAAAAUAUAGUCAACAUCUAUUGAGUCUUGGAUGAGAUAGAAUAAAAUACUUUUAACAUAAAACAUGUGAACAUUCCACGUUGAUAGAUGACUUUAUGUCUCAAAAAUUUGUAUUGUGCUAUACAUGUCGAUACAUUAAUUGCAGCUGAUAGCAAUGUGACUCACCUGGGAGCCACUUACAUAGGAUUCUGUUAAUUGGCUUGCUAUACUGCAGCCUUUAACAGGUUAUGUUUAUGCCUUCUUGGAUUGUACAUGGUACGAGACUUUGGCAGUGAUCUUUGUUUGGUCCUUGUAAAUGCAACACAGUAGAUUAUACUCUAAAGCCAAACCUCGAAUGACUAGUCUAUAUAAUUAUAUAAUUAUCUCGUAAAUGCUCUUGUAAUUGACUCCCACUUGCCUCUAUAUCCACGUGUAUAAACGUGCAUAUAUCUGAUAGCAAGACGUAAAAUGCAAACCAAUAGAAAUCUCAUGGUGAAAUUAUCACAUCACAGCAUAACAAUCAACAUUAUACAAACGAAAAUGUGUACACAUGUAAAGUAGCCGUAAAAGUAAACUAGUGCCGUUCUGUUGCUAAACAUACAUGUAUGUUAAGACACAGUGUACGGUCUGGAACAUACACAGUGUGCGUUCCUGCACACUACUGCUCUAUAGAUAAGUUCCCUAUUAUCUACUUCUGAUAUUACUGAAUAUUCCUGUACAACGAUAAACUCGGGACAAGUGCUUCAAUGAAAAUAAUUCAUGUUCUCCUAAUGCACGUGCUUGAAAUGAGGGAAUAGGUAAGCCAUCUAUUAACCAGUUAUUUAGUUCCUUUUAUAGAAAUCUACAAUUACAUAUUAUCUAUAGUGUAUUCUUGCUGUUGCUGUGCAUGACUGUACGACUUAAUGAGGGCAUAGGGUCAUUAACGUGUCGAAUAGUUGGCAAGAAUGUUCACUAGAAUUUAUUUCUUCAAUAUUAAAACUGCUGAAGCAGUGAUAAAAUAA
Molecule: messenger RNA, 4223 nt
Organism: Priapulus caudatus
Lineage: Eukaryota; Metazoa; Priapulida; Priapulimorpha; Priapulimorphida; Priapulidae
Product: X-ray repair cross-complementing protein 5-like
Exons: 21
Coding region: 148-2325 (725 amino acids)
Biological process (GO): cellular response to gamma radiation; DNA recombination; cellular response to X-ray
Cellular component (GO): nucleus; Ku70:Ku80 complex
Molecular function (GO): double-stranded DNA binding; telomeric repeat DNA binding; DNA helicase activity
Source: RefSeq, a predicted model, not a curated record